This is a messenger RNA of Xiphophorus hellerii (green swordtail), 3355 nucleotides long. It is a transcript of the gene ttc16, whose product is annotated as tetratricopeptide repeat domain 16. The transcript has 19 exons. Gene Ontology annotation, cellular component: extracellular matrix. Gene Ontology annotation, biological process: extracellular matrix organization. The record is from RefSeq and is a predicted model, not a curated record. Lineage: Eukaryota; Metazoa; Chordata; Actinopteri; Cyprinodontiformes; Poeciliidae. Bases 170 to 2974 code for a protein of 934 amino acids.
UCUAUCCCUCCUCACUCCACAUUGACAGCAGCUCUCAUCACAACUCAACACUGCUGUUGCCGGCAGGCUGAAGCACAUUCAGGCACACACACACGUUAAAUCCCACUCACUGACGCUGAGUGGCAUCUUCAGCACACACCAAGACGCCCUUGGACUGCUGCAGGCGAGGAUGAGGGUGUGGUCAUGGGAGCAGUUUGGGGAGACAGGUGUGGUCCUCCUUGGCUUCCUGACACUGGCCAUGUCUGUGGGAAACCUGUCGUCCAGAGGCCUGCAGGAGGAGGGCGCUGCGUCCAACAGCCUGGAGGACCAGCAGGAGGUCACCACCUACUGGUGGGGCGAGUGGGCCAAGUGGACGGCCUGCACCCGGACCUGCGGCGGGGGGGUCAUGUCCCAGGAGCGCCACUGCCUCAAACAGAGAAAGAAAGUUGCUGCUGGAAAGGACAACAUGACCUGCACAGGAACGGCCAAGAAAUACCAUCUCUGCAACACCGUAGACUGUCCCGCCUCUGGGAGGAGCUUCAGGGAGGAGCAGUGCUGGUCCUUUAACUCACAGCGUUACAGUGGGAGGAACUACCAGUGGAAACCUCUCUAUCCUGAUGAUUAUGUUCAUAUCUCCAGCAACCCCUGUGACCUCCACUGCACCACGACCGACGGCCAGCGGCAGCUCAUGGUGACGGCGCGAGACGGCACUUCCUGCAAGUACAGCAGCUACCGCGGCGUGUGCGUGGACGGGACGUGUGAGCCGAUCGGAUGUGACGGGGUUCUGUUUUCCUCCAACACGCUGGAUAAGUGCGGCGUUUGCCAGGGAGACGGCAGCAGCUGCAGCAGAGUCACCGGAAACUUCCGGCGUGGAGCCACAACGCUGGGUUAUUCUUUCAUCACCCAAAUCCCUGAAGGAUCCUGGGAUAUCCAGAUCAUCGAGAGGAAGAAAUCAGCCGAUGUUCUCGCUGUGACCGACCAGGCGGGAAACUUCUUCUUUAACGGCGCCUACAAGUUGGACAGUCCGCAGAACUUCCACGCCGCGGGAACCAUCUUUAAGUACCGGCGGCCCAUGGACGUUUACGAGACUGGGAUCGAGUACGUCGUCGCCAAAGGCCCCAUCGACCAGGCCAUAAAUAUCCUGGUGUGGAACCAGAACGGCCGGACGCCCUACAUCACCUACGAAUACACGGUCCUGCGGGACUCCCUGCCCCCCGUCCCGCCGCCGCCGGUCUACACCGGGUCGGAAACGUCCGCCGCCGAGGUGUCCGUGGAGGAGGACGGCCCCGCGUCGCCCAACGGCAGCGUCUAUGAGCAGAAGGUCCCCGGGGGCCCGCUGGAGGCGGGUGGGGCCGACGGGCCGAAGGGCCAGGAGACCAACGAGGUGUUUGAGGAGACGACGGCCAUCGACUGCGACGAGGACGAAGCCGGGCUGCCGAAACUCACAGGAAACAGCAGCCAAACUCACGGCACCGCCAAGCCUCCCCCCGAUGAUGCCGCCCUGGAUACUGGGCCGGACUCCACCAACCUGAUCUGGCGGGUUCUGCUGGACGGACGGAUGGGUCCGGAUGAGCUGCUGAUCAACAUCUCCACCAACCAGCUGCUGACGGAGGGCGACGCCCUGUUCCCCCCCGAGGCGGGCCUGAGCGACCCGGAGCGGCCGGCCGGCCCGCUGGACCUGAACGACACGCUGGAGUUCGCUUUGGGCCACAAAGGCAACGACAGCGGGGACAACCAGAACCGCACGGCCCAGACCGGCGCCGGCCGCUCCAACAGAACCAGGGGGAAUCAGAAGUUCUUCCAGAAGAAUCUGAAGCUGAGCGCUGCAGACAUGUACCGCUGGAAACUUUCCUCCCAGGAGCCGUGCAGCAUGACCUGCUCCAUAGGCGUGUCCAAGUCCUUCGUCUCGUGUGUUCGCUACGACGGCGUGGAGGUCCACGACAUGUACUGUGACGCUCUGACUAGGCCAGAACCGGUCCACGACUUCUGCAUCGGCAGAGAGUGUCAGCCGAGGUGGGAGGCGAGCAGCUGGAGCGAGUGCUCCCGGACCUGCGGCGAGGGCUUCCAGUUCCGGCAGGUCCGCUGCUGGAAGAUGCUGUCCCCGGGCCUGGACAGCUCCGUCUACAGCGACCUCUGCACCAUGGCCGACCUGGAGCGCCCCCUGGAGAGGCGCGCCUGCAAGAGCCCCACCUGCGGCCCGCAGUGGGAGGUGGCGGAGUGGACGGAGUGCCCGGCGAAAUGCGGCCGUAAAGCUCAGGUGACGCGAGACGUCCGCUGCUCGGAUGAGACCCGACCCUGUGACCCCAUGACCCAGCCGCCAAACGUGAAGAACUGCACGGGGCCGCCCUGCGAGCGCCACUGGACCGUGUCGGAGUGGGGCCCUUGCUCCGGGUCGUGUGGCCACGGCCGGAUGGUCCGACAUGUUUACUGUAAGACCCCUGAGGGCCGCGUGGUUCCUGAACACCAGUGUUCCCCGGAGAACAAGCCUCUGGCCAUCCACCCCUGUGGAGAGAGGGACUGCGCUCCGCACUGGCUGAGCCAGGACUGGGAGCGGUGCAACACGACCUGCGGCCGCGGAGUGAAACGGCGGAUCGUCCUCUGCGCCGGCGUCAGCGGAGGAAAGUUCCAGAUGUUUGAUGAAGAGGCGUGUGGAGGCGGCGAGAAGCCAGAGGAUGAAGCCACGUGUUUCGAGAGGCCGUGCUUCAAAUGGUACACCACGCCCUGGUCCGAGUGCACAAAGACAUGCGGCGUUGGUGUGAGGAUGCGGGACGUGAAGUGCUACCAGGGCAGGGAGUUGGUCCGGGGCUGCGACCCGCUCACCAAGCCGGUGGCCAAGCAGACGUGCACGCUGCAGGCCUGCCCCACCGAGCCUCCAGAUGAGAGCUGUCAGGACCGACCCUCCACCAACUGCCUGCUGGCUCUGAAGGUCAACCUGUGCAGCCACUGGUACUACAGCAAGGCCUGCUGCCACUCCUGCCGAGCCGUUCGGCCAUGACGGACCGGGACACCGCAACUGCAGCGUCGCUUCAGCUCUCUUCAUAAAAACACACAAAUAUCUCCGCCGUUUCCCUCGUCUGGUCAAGUUUCUAUUGACCUGUCCAGCUUUUUAGUUAAAAUCAUCAGUGAUUAGCUUAGAUUGUUAUAAAUUUAAAGAUGUAGAAUUUGGAGGGCCGUUUGUAAAGUUACAGUCAAAAAUGAACAGAAAUAAUUUGGGUUAUUUAGCCUGUAAUAAUAGAAAACUAACAUAUUUUCAUCAGGUUUUUUAUUAAUUCAUAAAUGUCACAGAUUCAAGCUACAUAGUCAGCUAGCAAGCUAAAUACUUAAAUCCAAACUAAAUAUUUAGAUAUAUUUAGCUUGUAGCUAAAUAUUUAAUUUG